Messenger RNA from Diatraea saccharalis (sugarcane borer), 2257 nucleotides. The record is from the annotation of a GenBank genome assembly. NCBI's taxonomy places the organism in Eukaryota, Metazoa, Arthropoda, Insecta, Lepidoptera, Crambidae.
UUUAUAUUAAUUGUUUGUUAUUGUUCUAGUCUCUCGUGUCUCUCGAUCAAAAAAUAAACUACUUUCUCAUUUUACAUGUAUAAAUUAAUUUAUUCACUUGAUAUUAAUACGUUCAGUUUUCCAUAACUUAAAAAUGUCAUCGGAUGUUCUUAGUAUAGCUAGACGAAAAUUAAAUGAAGCUCUCGGUGAGAAGUCCACAAAAUACUUUACACACAUGAAACAAUGGUUUCGAAUGAAACUCACCAAAGAAGAGUUUGACGCUGAAGCACGUACUAUGCUUAACUCAGACCAGGUUCAUUAUCACAAUGAAUUCCUUCUUGCGCUAUUAAAUAAAGUUGAAGGUUUAGCCGAAACUUCAAUAACAAUAGCUCAAGAGAAAGCAAAUUUACACCAGAGAAAUAGUCGAAGGCAUAAGCGAACAUCGCGUACGUCAGAAAGAUCAAACUUUGAACCAGUUGAUUUAUUGGAAUUCCUGCCUCCAAAUUCGCCUCCAGGAGCGGGUAGUGACGGUGUAAAAUAUGCUACACAGGAAAUAUUUUUGCCUGAUCACGCCUUAGUAGUGGGCCGGUUUAUGUUAGCCGCCUGGGAGCUAGGCCUAGAGGGUGCUGAUGAUGAUGCAGCUGAUAUAAUAGUUGUUGCUGUGCAAAACUUCCUCAAGAACAUCAUCACAGCUAUUGUUACACAACGCAAAGGUUACAAGAUCCGUAAUAAACACUUUGUGUAUGAUGUCGGAGGGGAUAUGCCCAAUAUGUGGUUGCGUAACUCAAAUAAACUGUAUGAUCCUCAAGAAGAAGGAAGAGUGCAUGUAGAUGAUGGACCAGAUGCUCUAGCACCACGAUGUCCGCCUACUAUUGAUGAAGUAGAGCAGUCUGCGGCUUUUGAAAUUGCAUGCAGUGUACCUGUCACAGAGCCGAAUGAUGACAAGUUAACAAUUGAUGAGUUCUACAAUACAUUGCUAACACAUAGAAAUAUUAUAGCCUGUCAUUCUGUGUAUGCUGUAAAUAUGGAAAGAUUAGCUGUUAUGCUAAAUCAUCCUAGUUAUUAAAGAUUGUGUCAUAAAUGAUGUAAAUACUAAGUAUGAGUUUUUUCUUGAGCAGGUAUAUUAUUUUAUUUAUUGUUAUAAACCUGUAUGAUGAAGCUACCUAUUGGUAAAAUAACACUUAAAAUUGGUCCAGUAGUUUCAGAGCCCAUUCGAUGCAAAUAAACAAUCACAUCUUUCCACUUUAUAAUAUUAGUAUAGAAGUAUAAACAAGCUCCAAUCAUACUAAUGAAAUAAGUGAAAAUACUAUGCCUAACUAAAUCAUUUGUGAUAUAAUAAUUUAAUCAAAAAUAUGUUUUAUUGUAUGGGUAAAUAGAUGGGUGAAGACCAAUCUUUAUGUAGAUCUUUUACUAGGUAAUUCAUGAUUUUUUAACAUGAUUAAAUGCAUAAUGGGAAUAAAAAGGAUCAAAGACAUGCCUGAGCAAAAUUAUUUGUGACAGUAUAUGGUACAUUAUGUAAGAUGAUCCAUAAGAACAUCUAUACUAGUAUAAAACAAUAUUGGAAGCAAUCUGUAUGCUAUCUGUAUGCUGAGAUCUUGCAAUAGAGACCGAGUGAUUCAAGUGGAAGCUAUAUAUGUAUAAUACAGGAUCACAGGCGAAGCCGCUGGCGAAAAGUUAAUUAUUAUCAAACAUCUAAAUCUUAAUUAGUGAAUUAAAAAUUUGAAAAUUGAAUGCCUAGUGUAAAAAAAUUACAACUAAAAUAAUCAGAGUUAAUUUAACAAAAUAUAAAAUCAACUAUAUAUUUUCACUUAAAAUUAACUAAAUAUUGUACAAUUGAAACAAUUAUCUACUCUAUAGCAUAAAAAACACGUAGACAAUGAUGAUGAUCAUAGAUUCGAUUGACUAAAGCAAAAUAUUGAAAGCAUUAAAUUGUUAGGGUUACGGUAAAUCCACUCUGAAGACUUUUAUUCUUAAAACUAUUGAUGAAUAAAAAUAUUUGAUAAAAAUUAAACAUACUUAUAAUUUAGCAUUAUGUUAGCACAAAACCAAUUUCAAUGAAAUAAAUAAAUUCACAAAAACUCAUACAUUCAAAGAUAAAUUAAUAAAAGCUUUUAAAACAUAACAAAAUUGUUAGUUUCAUUAUUUAUUAUUUAAAAAUUAACUGAAUUUUUUUCUAUAAGUAAAUAUUAACAAAAGCGAUCUCCUUUUUAUCGUUGCCAAUUAUUAAUGGGAAUUAGCAAAAUAUAAAAAAUCUGGAUUUAAGAACUUCCCUAAUUCA